AUGAUUUUUAGCUAUUUUCUGGCUCAUGAAAUAUUAUUAUCAUUUUCAAAUACUAGUGAUCAUAUUGAUAGUAUUUUACUCUCAUAUGCAUUAUAUAAAAUUAAUUUCAAAUACAUUUCUAAGUCUCACUUUGAUCUUGUUUGUCGUCAAAUUCGACCUUCACAAGUUAUCACACUGAUUCUUUCUGAUGCUGAUGAUACACCAGGUCAAUAUGCAUUAUUUUUAUCACAUUUUUCAAUCGAACAAUUCAUUCAACUUCAAUUAUUAAUGUUAAUCGAUAUUGAAUUGGAUUCAUUGGAUUCAAUUUUAUCGAAUUUACAUAGUCUUCGACGACUGCAUUCAUUCACAUACGAUUUCAAGGCAAUAAAAAUGCACUCCCCAAAUCAGAUUGAUAAUUCUUCUAAUUGGAUCGAUAGAUUGAAUAGUUCCUUAUCGAAAGUUGUUAUUCGCAUAAUGCCUCAAAUGAAACGAUUAAGUCUUUCCAAUUUCAAAAUUUUGCCAACAAUGUCUCUUCCAUGUCUGCGUCAUUUGAAAAUGGGAAAAGUGACAAGAUCAGGCAUCACAUAG
Rotaria sp. Silwood2 is the source of this 567-nucleotide messenger RNA. The record is from the annotation of a GenBank genome assembly. Lineage: Eukaryota; Metazoa; Rotifera; Eurotatoria; Philodinida; Philodinidae.